Molecule: messenger RNA, 275 nt
Organism: Dentiscutata heterogama
Lineage: Eukaryota; Fungi; Glomeromycota; Glomeromycetes; Diversisporales; Gigasporaceae
Source: the annotation of a GenBank genome assembly
AUGCCAAGAGAUUGGGCACUUCCAAAAAAUACAAGAUUUGUCAAGAAAAGCAGUGGAAAAAAAAUUAAAGCUAAGUUCGUUGUCUAUCUGAAACAAUUUUUUUUAAAUGGUAACCUAAAUCUCAAGGACAAGCUUACUGCCAAAAAAAUGUAUGAGGAAUUGUUGAAGCUCGUGUAUUCUGAAGAAAUUGAUAAGGACCAUGUACCCAAAGUUACUCUAUCCAAAACUGGAUUGGACAAUAUUCAAGGGAAUUUAACCAAAAAGGGACAGUCAUU